AGUCAGACCCACAACCGGUCGGACUUACGGCGAGGGUUCCGGUGCUGACUGUAGACGCCAUGUCCAAAAAUUAAAUCUGUUGCAGGGACAGAUUUCAGAGAUGUCACUCAGGUACAGUUGUUUGAAAAGGGGACAGUUAUCUUGUCCUGUGUUCAUCUUGAGUGAUUAGUGGAAGUUUUAUAUGGAGAAAGCUUUUUCUAUAUGGUGAUUAGUUAUCCUAACACUCUUCCAACUGAAAAUAACUAAAAUAUGUCAGCUAUGAUAUUUUAAGUACACUGAUGAGAUGAUGGAAGUAAAUGAAAUAUCAGAAGUCAAAAAUGAAGCAAAAGCCAAAAUUCAGAGAGUAAGUACCUGGGCUGUUGAGGCAAUUGAAGCCUAGUGUUCUGGAACUUUCAUUUAGGUGAUUGGGAGGGGUGCAAGAGACAAAGACAAGGCCUGUUCAGCAUGGGAAGGUCAGUAGGAGACCACAACAUAAAGCCGAGUCCCCGGGGCGCCUGGGUGGCUCAGUCAGUUAAGCAUCCGACUCUUGAUUUGGGCUCAGGUUAUGAUCUCCUGGUUCAUGGGAUUGAGCCCCACAUCAAAUUCUGUGUUGACAGUGUGAAACCUGUUAGGGAUUCUCUCUCUCCCUCACUUUCUCUGCCCCUCCCCCGCUUGUACAUUCUCUCUCUCAAAAUAAAUAAAUAAAUUUUUUUUAAAAAAAAGCUGAGUCCCCAAAAGACUACACCCUCCAUGAAUUAAUUGAACUAGAAAUGCACCCUCUUUGCAGCCUGCCUGUGUUGACCUUGGUGCUGGCCAAAGAGAGGAAAUCUCUCUCCAGGGUAUAAUAAACACAAGAAAUCUAUCACAUGGCUUUUCAGUCUUCUACAUGCACUGUGUGAAAAGCCUCAAGCGGAGAAUUUAUUUUUGAAUUGUCCAAGGAAGCAGAGGUAAAUAUAGCUCCUCUGGAGCAUACAUCUUCAGCCUAGACCUGAAUGUUUAAUAUAGUUAAUGAAAUAAAAGGGAAGGUUGAUAAUGUAAGAAGCAAGGGACUUCAAGGCACCUGGCUGGUUCAGUUGGUGGUAGAGCAUGUGACUCUUGACCUCGGGGUCAUGAAUUGGAGCCCCACGUUGGAGAUUACAAAAAAAAAAGGCAAAUGACUUUAGAAAAUGACCAAGUACAUUUGAAAAAGAACCAGAAAGAGUUUGUAGAAAUUAAAAGUAUAAUCAUUGAAAUUAAAAAUUCAGUGGACAGAUUGAGCAUUAAAUGUAGCUGAAGAGAGAAUCAGUGAAAUGGAAGAUAAAUCUGAAGAAAGUAUUCACAGUGCAACACAGAAAGAUAAAAAGGUGGAAAAUGUGAGUUGAGAAACAUGGAAACUAAGGGAAGAGUUUGGCAAGAGGGAGUUAAGAAAGCAGGGUAAAGGCAAUAUUUGAAGAGAAAAGACUAGAGCAUUUUCUAGAAUCAAAGGCUUAUAUUCUUAGAUUUAGGAAACAAUAAAUCUCAAACUGGAACAAGUCAUUAUUUUAUUUGCAAACACCAUGAUUAUGUAUGUAGGAAAUCCUGAUGAAACUACACAAAUGCUACUAGAGCUAAUAUUUUAGCAAGAUCACAAGGGUACAAAGUCAACGUACAAAAUUAAAUUAUUUCUAUAUAAAUGCUAUGAACAAUUGGAAAAUGAUUUUUUAAAUCAAAUACCAUUUAGAACAGCAUCAAAAAUUAGAUACUUAGGGAUAAAUAUAACAAAAAUGUGUCAGAUCUGUUCAGUAUAAACCAUAAAACAUUGCUAAGGAAAUUAAAAGGUCUAAGUUAAUGAAGAGUUCAUGUUCAUGGAUUGGAAAAUUCAAUAUCAUGAAGAUUUCAGUUUAUCCUAAAUUGGUUGGUAGAGACCACCUAAUCCAAAUCAAAAUUCCAGUGAGGUUUUUUGUUUGUUUGUUUGUUUGGUAAAAAUUGGCAAACUAAUCCUAAAAUUUAUAUAGAAAUGCAAGUACCUAGAAUUACCAAAACAAUUCUGAUAAGAACAAAGCCGGAGAAUUUCUACUGCCUAAUUUCAAGGUCUACUAUGAUGCUGCAGUGACUGAGUGCAAUAUCUGUAUGUGGACAUACAGAGGUUAAUGGAUAAACACACUGAGGUAUGUUCAUGCAGUGGCAUGCUACAACAGAAACAACAUGGGCAAAUCUCAAAAACAUUGCUAAGUGAGAGAAGCCGACACAAAAGACUACCUGCUGAAUGGAUCAGUGUGGUUUUCUAGGGGAGAGAAUUGCCUGCCAAGACAGGUAUGAGAACUUUUGGGGGUGAUGAGAAUUUUCCAUAUCUUGUCCAUUAUAUCUCAAUGAAAAAUGUUUUUGCUGUAUCUUGAUUGGGGUGAUAGUUUCAAAGAUCUAAUUUAUCAAAGCUCAUCUAUACACUUGAGUUUUAGUGUAUGUUAUACCUCAAGUUAAUUUUUAAGGUUAAAAAAAAUUAAAUGACCCUUAGAUGAUGACAACAACAUAAUGAAAUUAGGGAACAUGGAAGACAUAGGGGAGAGCUGAAGAGUAGGUGGAGAGAAGAGAGAUCUCCUACAAAGGAACAUCAGACACCCAACUUGUCAGUGGUAACGUCAGAAACAAGAACACAGACUGGUAUCCUCAGACUGUUGAGAGAUGUCCUUUAUUGAUGGAGUUGAGUUCCUGAAUCAGAAAGGUGAGCAGACUUCUAGCCAGUGGCUGCUAGGCCACUGCUCUGGUGAACACUGGAUUAUCAGCCAUGUGGCAGGGUAGGUGUUUCACAUGCAUGAUCUAAUUUCCUCAUCAUAAUCACCCUGUGAGGAUUAUUGGCUUCUGCGUACAGAUGAAGAGAAUCAAGUACAGACGCCCACAUUUGGCAGAGUUGGCAGUUCGCAUAGCUCACCAGGGAGAGUGCCCUCCUGAUUGUGUGAUGUAACCACCCUGUGUGAUGUGGGUGGGGCUGGCCUUGUGCUAACCUCCAGCCCUUGUAUGGUAAGUAUUUACCCGCCCCUCAGUCCCAUUAGAGACCACAGAGGCUCUGGCUCCCCACUCUUCUUUAUGUGGUGGAAGAGCCCUGAUCCUCUUCCCUGUGCUGUUCCCUCCCUGUGACACACACAGUGCCUCUCCUGUCUUGUAAGGGUUGAGGUAUGACUAGAAAGACUUAUAUAACCCUAUGCAGUAGAGACCUCUCCAUUGCUGAUGGGAGGGACUCUGUGCUACAGGAGUUCAGCUGACAUUACUCUCCGUGUUCCAGGCCCUCAGCCAGGCAUGUGCACACACUUUGUCACGUUUGUCUUCACAGUCACCCAUGCAGUAUUGUCUUUUGUGGAUGAGGGAAGCGGGGUAAAAUGAUGAACCCAAAGGCACACUGUGACAAUGACCGCCAGUCAUUGGCAAAGCCAGGAUGCAAACUCUGGUCUCUCCAGCUUUAGAGUCUGCCCUGUGUCACCUUUCCUGUUGUUGGUGCCUCUGCCCAGGCCUCCUGAACUAGAUCAGAACAACAGAAAUAAGAUCCUAAGAUCCCCUAGAACAGCCUUUGAUGGCUGUUGUCAAGUAUUUAUGUCCUGCUGUUCUCCUCUCCUUGCCCUUCGUCUUCCUGGUCAUUUUACUAAGGACACAUGUACAAUCUUUCAUUAAGGUCUCUGGAAGAACCUGUAAAUAUUGACGAAGAGGACAAUGCAGAGCCUCAGCAGGCUGAGCAUGUGAGUUCACAGUCCUCAGAGAACCGCUGGCUGAAGUAUCUGGAAGGAGACUCAGAAGAACAGGGGAUGGAAGGAGGAGGAGUGUGUUUCAAGACACAGCCCUUGUCCAGGACGGAGAAGACGGACCCUCCCUUCAACACAGGCCUGCCUAGAAAAAGGAAAUGGAUCCAGAGCACAGACCGUCCUCCACACAGCCCUGAUGUCUGGAACCCGAGUGACUCUGAGAUUCCCUUGGAGCCUCAGAAGGACCACACUGGCUUGAUGGGGAAGGUCAAAGACAAAAGCAGUCACAAGGACCGGGGCACCAGGGAGCUUUUUGUUCCUCAGGGGGAUCCUCCACAACCUGCCCACCAUGUCAGGACCAUGCCUUCCAAGUGGGAACGAUUCCUUCAGCCGCCUGGAAACAGCCAAUGUGUGGACAUGGAGCCCCCAGUUCCUUUGAAUAGAGACCCUAGGCCAGCCGAGGUGGCACUGACUGAGCAGGGGACCCUUAGGGCCCAGACCCCAAGGGAGAGGUACAUCAGCAGGCCCCAUGAUGCACCCGAGCUUCUCUGGCUCACACACACGCUCACAUCCGGCUCCCAGAGGCCCUGCGUAAAGACCACCAAACAGCCAUGGGACACCAAUCCUCUGGCAAAGGGUGGGUCCUUAGCCACAGGGGCACAAGAGCCCCCACUUGUGCAACUGUGUGACCUCUUUAAAACUGGGGAGGACUUUGAGGACCACUUGUGAACUGAAACUAGAAUUUUAGUAACAGACAUAUUUGUUGUAUGAGCAAAUUAGACCUCUUGGCCACUGGAAAGGGGGCUCCCCAAGUAGCUUUUAAAUGGUUCCCAUAAAUAGGGGUGCCUGGCUGGCUCAGUUGGAAGAGUGUGUGACUUUAUCUCAGGAUGAGUUCAAGUUUCACAUUGGGUGUAGAUUUUUUUUUUUUUUUUUUAAAGUUCCCAUAAGUGAUCCCCAGUCCUGUCAAGAAAGACACACUACAGGGCACUGGGUGGCUCAGAUGGUUGAGCGUCUCCUCUGGCUCUUUAGUUCAAGCCCCACGUUGGGCUUUGUGCUGUCAGUGCGAAGCCUAGUUUGGCUCCUCUGCCCCCUCUCCUGUCCCUCCCCCUGCUCACACAGGUGUGGUCUUUCAAAAAUAAAAUGACAAACAACUA
Messenger RNA from Acinonyx jubatus (cheetah), 4819 nucleotides. RefSeq names its product MRN complex interacting protein (gene MRNIP). Gene Ontology annotation, molecular function: chromatin binding. The coding region runs from base 3579 to 4394 and encodes 271 amino acids. Gene Ontology annotation, cellular component: nucleus. Gene Ontology annotation, biological process: mitotic G2 DNA damage checkpoint signaling. The record is from RefSeq and is a predicted model, not a curated record. The transcript has 5 exons. NCBI's taxonomy places the organism in Eukaryota, Metazoa, Chordata, Mammalia, Carnivora, Felidae.